CCUGGCCGGAUCACAAGGGCUAUGAAAACUUUCUUCAAGAACCUUCUCAUCCGACCGCGUCAAGCAACGAACCUACGCAGGCGUCACCACAACGCGGAACACCCUAUAAAACCCAACCUCGGUCGGCCCUCCGCGAUGGCUGCUUCGGCUCACCGUUGCAGAGCGACGUCGGCCGUCACCUCCGCCGCCGCCACCACACGACGGGGCCUUCCCUUUGUCGGCGCGUUUUGCGUGCUCAGCUUAGGAUUCUCCACCGCCCUCUCGUUCUCUUCUUCUCUCAGGACGGGUUGCGCUCAGUCUCUCCCCUUCGUUCCUCUCUUGAGAUCGAAGUUUCGAGCACCCUUUAGAGGUUUGCAUUCGGCUAAAAUGGAGGGAAGUCAGGGAAGUGGCAACACAGUGCCGAGUAUUGUUGUUUAUGUCACGGUUCCGAACAAGGAAGCAGGAAAGAAGUUGGCUGAGAGCAUAAUCAAAGAAAGGCUUGCAGCAUGCGUAAAUAUAGUACCAGGUAUUGAAUCAGUUUACCAUUGGCAGGGAAAGAUUGAGACAGAUUCGGAGGAACUGCUUAUAAUCAAGACGAGAGAAUCACUGCUAGAGCCUCUGACCCAGCAUGUCAAGGCAAACCACGAAUACGAUGUUCCGGAAGUGAUUGGCUUGCCCAUCCUGGGUGGCAAUGUUCAAUACCUGGAAUGGAUCAAGAACAGCACCAGAGACUAAGUUUUCAGGUGGGGAGGCAUUCUGGCUGCAUCAGUUUGCUUUCGAUAUUCCAUGUGUAUACUCUCUCUCUCUCUCUCUCUCUCUCUCUCUUGACUUUCUCUGAAUAAUCAUGGGCAUGUCUUUUCCAAGCUUGCUAUUCCUUUGGUAUCCGAUGAGUCGUGCAUCGACUGUGGUACAAGCUAUGGAAUUAACAUGCAUUGCUACCUAACAUACCUGGCCUUGUCUCAAUUUUGGUAUUACUUUCAUAGUCGUUGACGCCCGUGGUGUUUCGCCUUUUUAUUUUCUAUUUCAUCUUUGCAUGCAGAGAGCAUCAACUAGAAUAAUCAUGAAAUCAGUGAAUGUAUUAUGACAUAUUAACUAGAAAUCAGCGUACAAAGCAGGAACAACAAUUUCUACCAAAUUGAAAUUACGGUUGUCAAGACGAUCAGCAAACAUAACGAGAGACAGUGAAUGCUUGAAGUUGAUAACCACCACCACCCAUCCUCCCGCUCUAGUCGCGGUCUAAAACUUGAUUUGUCCGCAAACAGAAAGCCAUUCUCGGCUGCUUGCCUGUCACAUAGAAAGUGGCAAAUAAUUUGAUCUCCCCUUGAUUUGAUUCGGCGUCCUAAAGAACUGUCUUUUAAUGUAAACCUAGUUUGAGGGCUUUGAGGUGGACCAGCGCAUUUAACUUCGACCUGGGGGAAGAGAACGCAUCGCACUUUGAAUGCAACAGUAGGAGAUAGAGAGAUGGUCUUUGCAAUCGAGUGAAAACCAACUAAAGUAGUGAGAAGCGCAUUAACAAACCCAAGUAAAAGUUCUCCAAUUCACUUUGGAAACAGGAAAAGGACUUGAUAA
Rhodamnia argentea is the source of this 1548-nucleotide messenger RNA. RefSeq names its product protein CutA, chloroplastic. The transcript has 6 exons. Lineage: Eukaryota; Viridiplantae; Streptophyta; Magnoliopsida; Myrtales; Myrtaceae. Gene Ontology annotation, molecular function: copper ion binding. Gene Ontology annotation, biological process: response to metal ion. The coding region runs from base 22 to 714 and encodes 230 amino acids. The record is from RefSeq and is a predicted model, not a curated record.